Colletotrichum scovillei is the source of this 3156-nucleotide messenger RNA. RefSeq lists its product as uncharacterized. Gene Ontology annotation, cellular component: cytoplasm; SBF transcription complex. Gene Ontology annotation, molecular function: transcription coregulator activity. NCBI's taxonomy places the organism in Eukaryota, Fungi, Ascomycota, Sordariomycetes, Glomerellales, Glomerellaceae. The coding region runs from base 969 to 2750 and encodes 593 amino acids. The transcript has 2 exons. The record is from RefSeq and is a predicted model, not a curated record.
CUGACAUUAGCGACCAUUGCAUCACACACAUUCGUUCUUUUCGUCUUCAUCAUCUUUUGGGUUUUUUUGAGUACGGAGUAUCAUAUUCACUGUUCGCAUCCUCUUGCGUGACCACCGAACUGGGGUCCCCGUCUGUUUAGCGAAACGAGCCCCAAGAGCGUUAGGUCAGGACGACUGGGAGGGGGGAAUUCGCCAUUGUUACAGUGGAGAAGCCGCUGCAAGACACAGCCGAGAGACACUGGAGUUUCUCCCCCCAAGGGCCAGAACAACGAGAACAAGAGUCAACAAUCCACGGAAACACACACACCCACACAUCAAACGGGACACACCUGGGCAGAAAAAAACAACAUACGGGGACUUUUCAUUGUGAAGGAGAACAACCGACGGGAAGGCAAGCCAGGUGGGCGAAAAUAACGCGACGCAGACCGCGUAAACCGCCCUUUUCCUCCACCACCACCACCACCCCAGCCCAGCCCAGUUAUCGCUCCUUUUGCUCCUCCCAGGCUCCCCGUCCCGUCUUCCAUCCCCCCCGCCCGUCAAUCAAUUCCCUCCCCAGCUAAUUACCUAUCGUCUAACUACGGUCUUGGGUGCCCGCGACCGUUAGCAGAUGCCUCGACAGCGGACAUCACCACCUGUGUGACCUGUCUAGUGUCGUCCGCGUACCUCACCUACCUACCUGUGCAAACUGUACCACAGCCCACCACCACCACCACACUCGACUGCACCGCACUGUUCCUCCACCACACCGCACACCCGAUCCUCGUCGCAACCCUCACCCGUCACCUCGGUCACUCCUACACCUCCGACCACCAAAUCUCCCUCUCCUCUCCUCUCGCCGGCCUUGUUGCCGUAUAUCGUCUUUAUCGGUGUUUGAAUACACCCUUCAACAUACUCGGUCCCUGCAUCCGCCCGCCUCUCGAAGCCUCCAUCAUCACACUUCAGUCGGGCGCAUCACCAGUCUGUCCGCCAUGGACUCUGCCUCCAUCCCGCCCCGGCUGGGCCACAUACACGAAUCCGACCGACAACAUUUCAAAAUGCACUCUCCCGCGACCCUUCAAGACACGGGAUUGCUGCCGGAUAAAGCCGCUCGUCGUGCUCUGCAGCCCUUGACUCGACCCCAGGCCGUCGCCUUCCCCGACGCGCUCCCCAACGACAAAGCCGCAUCUUCCUUGGGCGACGCGACUGCGAAUCACCACCACAACCUCCACAGCCACACCCACGCUCACCUUCAUGCACAAGGCCAACAACCCCGGCCCAGCUACCAGCAGCCCUCGCAAUCCUUCACAACAUCAAAUCACCUUCCUCGCAUAGCCGAUCAACAACCUCUCAAGACCACUUCAAUCGCUACUUCCUCCGUACCUUCUCAGGUUACUCCAUCCACCCACCAGCGACCGCUCCCCUCCUCUGACUCGCAGACCUCGAGCCUGUCUGCCGAACCCGCCAACGUCUUCACGCCGCCCGCCAGUCAGGGUGACAUGCCCGGAGGAAGCCUCAACGGUCACGAUUCCAGCCAAGAGUCACAAUUACUUCAGUUAUCCCAUAUUGCCGCCGCCCAGGACAAGUUGGCCGAGGACAAUGUCAUGGCAACUGCCCGGAAGCGAAUGGCCGACGGUGCCCUUAAGGAAAACACCUCUCCCGUUCGAAUGGGCCAUUCGAGGAACACGAGCACCGUCAGCAUGGCCUCUACUACAGCCAGCAGUAUCGGUGAUUGGUCCAGCGACCUCAAGACGCGCCUCUCGUACGCAAUGCUCAAGGUCAAUCACGGCUGGCAAUCACACUCCAUUGAUGAGGUCGAAUCCAUGGCGUCCCAGGCCGCCUCGCCCACCUCGAGCCAUUCCACCUUGCACGGCCGUCAAGAGCUGUCUGCAAGUCCUCGCGCCAACAUGGCCCGUUAUCAACCCGUGAGCGCUGCCACCACGGCAAGCUCCGGCCCCAGCCCUGCAACCUACGAGUCCUUCUGGAAGGAGGGCCCAAGAUCCACGCAUACCUCUGCCUCUCCUCCCGCUCCCGUCCAGAAUCCAAACGUCCCUACACUUGCACCGCCUGCUCCGAUUCAACCGUCAAGGCCAAUGGGAGGUCACAACCCCCGCCGUAAUUCAAAUCCUCGCUACACUCCGACUCUUCUCUCCCACUCACACAGCGCGUCACCGCAUACGCCUUCUCAACCAAACAAUAAUGCGACGCCAAAUCAGAGGUUAGGCCGGACUCCACUCAUCGACCCGAUCCUCUUCUCACCUCAUCAAAACGUUAGAGAGCAGGACGCCAUCGAAUCACUACUCUUCAUGAGCAGUCCCGGAAACUCGGCCAACAUGAAGCACAACUACUCGUCAUCAGCAGCCUCAAACCUGCCUGGUCGCCAUGCUCUACCCAGCUCACAACCCCGUAAAAGCCUGCCCUCGCAACGGCCCCUGCCGCAGAAACGGGUGGGUUUCGAGAAGAGCCCCGGAGGCAUGACGGCAGUGAGCGACAUGGACAUUGACAUGGACUCACCUCAAUCACGAGGGCCAAUGAGGAGGCGAAUCAACGGAAGUGCCAGCUUCUCCGGAGGGGCCAUUGGCAGCACGCUGCGUCCACAAUUGUCUUUACCAGCGGCCCUUGGAAGCACCUCACGACCUCGGCCGCGCUUAGCGGACGCGGACAUUGAGCGGAUGAUUGAUCAAGCAGCGCAAGCCGGCGACAGCUCUGACGACGAUGACGGCGAAAUUCAGAUUCCAGGGAGAAAUCGGCCAGAAGGGGCCGUAGGAGUAUGAGUGCCGUGUUUUGUCCUAUUAUUUUUGUUUUCUUCGCAUGGAUGAUCACCUGGGGGAUCUGCAUUGCUUUUGUUUGGACUGCAUAUACACACGUGUUUUGGCGCCGGAAGAACCAAGGUUGCAAGGUUCCCGGGAGAAACGUGACGAUGACGACGAAUUUCUUUUUUGCUUCUUUUGGGACACAUAUAUACACCUGCUCGUUGGAUACUGUUCGCCCGAGGCCGGGUUCUCAGUAUUACACGGGCAUUUAGCUGACUGGUUUUGCCCGUCUUCCACACCAGGGAGGGGGCUUCAUUUAGGGAGCAUAAGGGAGGCCUUGCACCUCUGACGGAGUUUUGAAUCUCGGAAUUUCUCUUUUCAGGAUAUUAUUAUAUGCAUUGCAUGGCUGAGGCCACGAGUAGCAUCA